CAGCGGGUAACACAUUCUCGAGAAUUUUCAGCAGAAGAGCCAGUGGCUGUUCGGCUCGUUCCAAAGAUCAGGGACAUCGGAGAAGGCAAUUUUGUUUACCAACCAAGAAAGCCCCUCCCCCGACCUCGUUAGCUAAUGAAACAUUUUCCAGGCACUUAAACCAUCACGAGUUGCAUCAUUUUUCUUGAAGACAUUCCAUUAUUGUUCAUUGACCUUUCCUUGACUACUGAGUCCUUUGGAUUUGAGUUAUGUCAACAGCUGCUUUAAUUACUUUGGUUCGAAGUGGUGGGAGCCAGGUGAGAAGGAGAGUGCUGCUAAGCUCCCGCCUGCUGCAGGAUGACCGGCGGGUGACACCCACGUGCCACAGCUCCACUUCAGAGCCCAGGUGUUCUCGGUUUGACCCAGAUGGUAGUGGGCGUCCAGCCACCUGGGAUAAUUUUGGGAUCUGGGAUAACCGCAUUGAUGAGCCAAUUCUGCUACCACCCAGCAUUAAGUAUGGCAAGCCAAUACCCAAAAUCAGCUUGGAAAAGGUGGGCUGUGCCUCACAGAUUGGCAAACGGAAAGAGAAUGAAGAUCGAUUUGACUUUGCUGAGCUGACCGACGAGGUCCUGUAUUUUGCGGUUUAUGAUGGACAUGGUGGGCCUGCAGCUGCUGAUUUCUGUCACACCCACAUGGAGAAAUGCAUCAUGGACUUACUUCCUAAGGAGAAGAACUUGGAAACCGUGUUGACCUUGGCUUUUCUAGAAAUAGAUAAAGCCUUUGCGAGUCAUGCCCAUCUGUCUGCUGAUGCAACCGUUAUGACCUCUGGGACUACUGCAACAGUAGCCCUGUUGAGAGACGGUAUUGAACUGGUUGUAGCCAGUGUUGGGGAUAGCCGGGCUAUUCUGUGUAGAAAAGGAAAAUCCAUCAAGCUGACCAUUGACCAUACUCCGGAAAGAAAAGAUGAAAAAGAAAGGAUCAAGAAAUGUGGCGGUUUUGUAGCGUGGAAUAGUUUGGGACAGCCUCAUGUGAAUGGCAGACUUGCGAUGACGAGGAGUCUCGGAGAUUUGGAUCUUAAAAGCAGUGGUGUGAUAGCAGAGCCAGAAACAAAGAGGAUUAAGCUACAUCAUGCCCAUGACAGCUUCUUGGUCCUCACUACGGAUGGAAUUAACUUCAUGGUGAAUAGUCAAGAGAUUUGUGACUUUGUCAAUCAGUGCCAUGAUCCCACUGAAGCGGCCCAGGCAGUGACUGAACAGGCAAUGCUGUAUGGUGCCGAAGACAACAGUACUAUCAUCGUGGUGCCGUUUGGUGCUUGGGGGAAAUACAAGAACUCCGAAAUCAACUUCUCCUUCAGCCGAGGCUUUGCCUCCAGUGGACGAUGGGCCUGAGUGCUGGCUGGGACUUUCAGUUUCUGUGCAACAGUUUUUCACUAAGUACAUAAAGAAGCUGAUUAGAUAAAAACGCCCACUGUACCAGAGUAACCCUGUGACUCCCUAGAUCAGUACACAAGCUUGUGUAAACUUAGUAACCAUUUACAGAACCAUCAACCAUGUCAGGAACAGCCGUCAUAUUUAUGUUCAACUGUACAUACUCGAUAUAAACAUAUGUGUAAUUCAGUUACUGUGAGUCUCUAAGCUGAGUGAGCACAUGAAAAGUGGUUUGAUAUACUUGCUGAGUGUUAAAUUUCUAAUUUUAAAAACUCUUAGGCAGCUAUGAGUUUCUUUUGAUCACUUUUGUUUAUCCAUUUGAACAGGUUCUCGUCUUCAAAUUCUUUAAUAGUAGUCAGUAUUUUUCACAAUUCCUCAAUGUAUUGUCAGCAGAUGUUUUAAUUUUUAAUAACUGUACCAAGGAAUUAGUGUGAAAACUGAGUUCUCUGUUACUAUAUUUUGUAUUCUGGACCACUUAACUGGUCAAUGUAACAAUGUGAAAGAAAUUAAUUCAGAUAAUAUGACAUGCUAAAUUAUAUACAUAUUUCUAAACAGUGCACUUAUAUUUUUCAACUGUCACAAGGUUAUCCUUAUCCCCCAAUUCAUUCCUAUUUUGUAGCUAAGAAUACUAUAGAGAUAUGACUAUUCUUUCAUAUCAGAACAGAAUGCACAGGCUGAGUCCUCUGGUCAAAGAUAUUUGAAGUUAAAUACCAAUGGUAUCAAGUAUCUUGUAUAAAGUUUCAUUUGUUGUCUCUAACUCUUUUUGUAUAUAGUAUGUUUAUGUCACUUUUUGUAUAGACUAAGCAAUUUGAAUAAUUUGUCAGUAAUAAUACCAUAUUGACUGAUACUGCUAUAUAUAUAUGUGUGUGUGCGUGUGUGUGUGCGUGUAUGUAUAUACAUAGCUUUUUGCUUAUUUCUAAGACUCAUAAGAAAUGAUAAAUCUAAAACAUUAAAGCAUUCUAUAUUUCAGCUUGCUUUGUAAUACCUAUAUAUAUAAAAGCCUAAGCGACUAUUAUAACCUAAUGACUGGAACGACCGGAAUGACUGGUUGACCAGUUGCUGUGACACCCACUGACCACCAGGGGGCAGACACUCAACACAGGAGAGGCCCCCUGGUGGUCAAUGCGCUCCCACAGCCAACCUCCCAUGGCCCAUUACCCCAUCUGGCUGGCCAAUCUCCUGUGGUCCUUCCCCCCUGACAGCCAGCACCCUGAUAGGCUCCGAUAUGGGGGCCAGCUGGCCACCCUCCCAGGUUCCCUCCCCCUGGAAGGCCGGCCCCCCGAUAGGCCUCAAUCGCCGGCCAGGCCAAGGAACCCUACCUGUGCACGAAUUUGUGCACCGGGCCUCUAGUAGGAGUAUAAAACUAUACUUCCUUAUAUUUGCAUGUAAGUUUGCUGUUAAAAUGUGAAUCUCUAAAUGUGUGUUUUAUAUCUGCAGUUUAUUUCUGUAGACAGUGUAAAUUUGUUAUAUGUAUGAGUGUAUAUACAUAUGUAUAUUUUGCAGUGACAUAAAAUUUAAAGGGAACAAUCCUGUGUAGCUCUUUCAACAGCUUUAAAUUAUUGAUGUUUAUAUCUAGGGACUCUUGACAAACUGAGGGCAGUUUUAAUAGUGGAGAAUCAAUGGUUAUUAGCAGGUGAGGUGACAUUAAAAAUGGCUGUAGGAGAUAUUUCAUGGUGGGUGAUUAUGUGGAAAACCAGGGACAGAACCAGUAUGUUGAAGCUAUGUUGUUACAUGGUAAUUUGCCUAUAAAAUAGGAUGUAGGAAAAUACUGGGUGCUAAGAAUGACAUGGAGUUUUGCUGUAGAAACAAAAGAAAAACCAAAAAGAUAAAUUUGGUGUAGUAUAUAUCUUCAACACUCAGUUUUUGGGGUUGACCUUUUUUCUUUCUUUAAGUUUUAUCUGAAGGCUUAGUAGAAGGAAGAAGGCCCAACAUAUAUUGUUCACAUUCUCUCACCUUUUUGGAAAUGGAAGAAAAUAAAUCUUGAGUUUUCCAGCUUAUGUUAAUUAGGAGUUGUCCUUUUCGGGGGGGCGGGGGGAAGAAAACAAAUAGUAAAGAAGUAUCUCAAUUUUUUUUUCAAAGGAAGUUUGGUGAAAGAAAGAAAAAUAUCACAGGAAAGGAUAUAGUCUCCUAUUUGUUGUCUGAGAAGUGAGGACUCCAAGGUAGAUGAGGGGAGCUGGAAAACUUUCUUGUUCUUUUUGAGUCGGAUCCAUGGAACAUAAAUAUGGAACCUACAUUUCGGAAUAUGGAGCAUUUCCAAACUAACAAGGAAAUAAAAACUCUAAAGCACAAAAUGAUAGUUAGAGAUGUAAGUUUCAUUUUUGUUUUGAAUUCUUCACAUUACCAUUUUUCUUUUACUUUAAAAACUGAAGGUGGGAGUGAUGUUAGCAAGUUCAAAGGUCUGAGUCACCAGUGCAUUGAGGUGGAUUCCAGGUUUGACAAAGAGAAAUUUGUAGGGUUGUUCAGGCUGUGCUCUGCUUCACCUCAAAAGCUUGUAAAAAUCCAAACCGGUUAACUUGGACUAAGGCAUGAAAUAUACUGUGUUUGUUUUUCAAGCCACAGUGUUGAAGGACAAUUUGCAGAUUAUUAUAAUUCAUAAAAGAUAAGCAUACAUGGAUUGGUCUACUAUUGGGAAUUGUGCAAAUGGAAGUAAAUAAAAGGACUUCUAUAGUUUUUUUUUUUUUUUUGUUAUAACUAAAUUUGCCAUGUGGCUAUUACCACGUGGGUUUAGGUAUGGUGUAAAUUAUAUUAAUGUAAUUAAGCUUAAAUAAUUUGUAUUUAAGUUUGCCUUUCAUUUAUAUGUAGUAUAUAAAUCAUCUUUCUAAAAUGUGAUGCCAAACUUUAUUUGCCAACAUUUAUUUGGCAAAAUUAUCUUGAAAUUGUGAUUUUUCACAAGUUAAGUACCUUACACAUUCAAAGUAAAUGCUGUCCUGCUUUCCAUCAGCUGUUUGUUUGUUACAGAUCUUUCUAUUUAAGUACUUCAGAGUCAGAUGCAUUUUUUUUUUCUGAAAAAAAAAAAAGUUUUGGAGGGAUCAGUUUUGAAUCUCUGUACUCUAUGAUAUGAACUUUUCUUGAGUUCCAACCUUUAAAAAAAUUACUUACUUUGAAGAAUUACUAGCACAUAAUCCAAAUAGAAAUUAUUUUUUCAAAGAGGAGUUCGAUUUAUCUUUUUUUUUUUUUUUUUUAGAAUCUCGGCAGGGAAUGAGUAGACCUAUGCUAAGUCUUAAAUAUCAGCCAGGACAUUUAGUUUCCUUUCUAAGAAUGGACAAAGAUUUUAUUUCAUGGUCAUAUGACAGUAAGAAAAUGCUUCAAGGCAGGGUGGGGGAAGGAAUGGUUAAAGUUUAGCAACAAACAAUUCAACAUGUAUUUUCCUUUAGCACUUCAAUUGUUCACAUACCCACGUCUGAAAAGUGACGUACAUUUUUGGUUGGGUUACAGUUUAUUGUUAGAUUCACUUAUCUGGAUGAUUUAAUCAGAAAUAAAAGGCCGGAUUGUGAUGACCUGCCUGAUGCGUUUGGCGUCUGGAAGAAUAGUUGACUCUCUGGCAGCUCCCAUUGGUUAUUAGAUGGUGGAAACGGUUCAUUGAUGGUCAUAUCGAGUGUUCUGGGCUGUGAAGUCAUGGAGUUCUUCCACCUCCAAGAAUGACUCAUCUACCACUGGCUUCCAGUACAUAAUAUAGCAGCUUGGUGUGUCCAAAAUUAACUUAAUUUCUGCCGAAUUGCUCUGGUGCACAUUUGUUUUAUAAUUUACCAAAGUACUACUUGGGUGUAUAGCCUUUCCUAUAGUGAGCUGAUGUAAUUGUUGCUUUGAGCAUUGUUUUAAAUGUACCUGUUGAGUAACUGAACAGACAUAAAUCACGUAUCUCAGUGCAAGACACCAUUUUAAUAAAAUACAUGCAUUAAACACUUUAAAAUUCAACUGUGUUUAUUUGGCAUCCAGACUUACCAACAUUUAUUAUGUGAACCUGUGAACACUAAUAGAGUCGAUGAAUGUUUGCAAAUUUCUUUUAGUAGCCAAAUUCUGGCUGUUUGCAAAAUUAAUGUGAAGAAUCUUUGGGAAAAAAAAGUAUAUUAUCUAUUCAAAUCUCUUUUAUUUAAUCUAAAACAAAAUUUGUCUUUUUCGUUUUCUUCUUCCAAAAUAUUUGUUGGCAUAUCAGAGGAAAAUGGUCAUGAUGAUUUCUACCUUAUUUUGCCUGUGGUAUAUUUCAUUGCAGCAUCUCCAUAUAUUAAAAUUUUGAAACAUCC
Molecule: messenger RNA, 5647 nt
Organism: Eptesicus fuscus (big brown bat)
Lineage: Eukaryota; Metazoa; Chordata; Mammalia; Chiroptera; Vespertilionidae
Gene: PPM1K
Product: protein phosphatase, Mg2+/Mn2+ dependent 1K
Exons: 7
Coding region: 249-1367 (372 amino acids)
Biological process (GO): protein dephosphorylation
Molecular function (GO): protein serine/threonine phosphatase activity; cation binding
Source: RefSeq, a predicted model, not a curated record